Messenger RNA from Drosophila willistoni, 450 nucleotides. Its product is annotated as WASH complex subunit 3-like. The record is from RefSeq and is a predicted model, not a curated record. The coding region runs from base 1 to 450 and encodes 149 amino acids. Lineage: Eukaryota; Metazoa; Arthropoda; Insecta; Diptera; Drosophilidae. The transcript has a single exon.
AUGUCCAAGCCGCCUACGACGAUGACAACAACGCCGCGAGGACGUCGUGGUCAGGCAGCGAAUAGAAAUCAUUCGCAUCCGCCACCGCCACCGCAUCCUCAUGCCUUGGCCGCAAUGGCUGCCUAUCAACAACAACAACAACAACAGCGAAUGCCUCGUCUACCAUGGCCACCGUCCGUGCCUGGUGCUGGUGUAAUGCUGCCACCGCCGCCCAAUCACAACAGCAACAACAACAAUCUCCUCCAGCAGCAGCAGCACCAGCAGCGUGCAACGGCACCGCCCCCUCCACUUUUACCAGGUGCCUAUGGUCAGUCUCCAGCAUCAUAUUUCCAUCAUGCCGGAGUACUGGCUCCACCACCACCGCCGCGCUUCGCUGCCCCAUUAACGCCACCCACGGGCGUUCCGUCCUCCUCGUUUGACUUCUUCAAUGCCAAAAUGUUGCUCAACUAG